Messenger RNA from Lycium ferocissimum, 1163 nucleotides. Its product is annotated as GEM-like protein 1. The coding region runs from base 31 to 819 and encodes 262 amino acids. NCBI's taxonomy places the organism in Eukaryota, Viridiplantae, Streptophyta, Magnoliopsida, Solanales, Solanaceae. The record is from RefSeq and is a predicted model, not a curated record. The transcript is spliced from 4 exons.
GUGAAUUCUCCUGCAUUUGAAAUUUCGACCAUGAACCCCAACCCCAACCCUAACCCAAACCCUAAGCCUCCAUCAUCAUCAGAUGAUUGUCGUUCUUCGGAUUACGCACCAUACCCAAAGCUUGAUCCGGAGGACGUCGCUCCACCACCGGUAUCUGAGAGCUGGACUUCGGGACCUGCGCCUAUAUCUGGCAGCGCUGCAACAACUAUGCCUACUGACUCUAAUCCCUAUGUUACUCCCGACCCUGCUCAACCCCCUGCCAAGAAUAAAAUGGAUUCAGUUAAGGAUGUCCUUGGAAACUGGGGAAAGAAGGCUGCAGAGGCAACUAAGAAGGCUGAGGAUCUUGCUGGGAAUAUGUGGCAGCACUUGAAAACAAGCCCCAGUUUGGCUGAUGCCGCUAUGGGAAGAAUUGCGCAAGGCACAAAGGUCUUGGCAGAGGGUGGUUAUGAGAAAGUCUUCGGUCAAACAUUUGAGACUCUCCCUGAGGAAAAACUUUUGAAGUCAUAUGCAUGCUACUUAUCUACUUCUGCUGGUCCAGUCAUGGGAGUUCUCUAUUUAUCCACUGCCAAACUAGCAUUUUGUAGCGAUAAUCCCCUUUCAUACAAAGUUGGUGAUCAGACAGAAUAUAGCUACUACAAGGUGGUUCUCCCAGUAGAUCAACUUAAAGCUGUUAAUCCAUCAACUAGCAAGAUCAAUCCAGCUGAGAAGUACAUCCAGAUUAUCUCAGUUGACAAUCAUGAGUUUUGGUUUAUGGGUUUUGUUAACUACGAUAGUGCUGUAAAAAAUUUGCAAGGUGCUCUGCUGGGUCAUCAUUCAUAGCUGGUGCGUCAAUUUCUUGAUCAUUUCAGGUGAGGUCCGUGGCAGUGGUGCUUGCUGUUUAUGUACAUAAGUUUCUGUGUAAUAUGGCAAAUCGGGUUGGGUGAUUGUUGCUACAUGCUUUAGUUUGUCUAUCAGUUUGGUAUCUUGUGUAUUACUCCCUCUAUUUCGUCGAUCGUUUUAGCAUCUUUUCGUAUUUCUAUGGUGGAUUCAGUUGCUAUUUAUACCAUAUGUUCUUUAUCAUUCAGACAAGACACUAGUGGAUUUGGUAAUUCAUAUAAUACAUAAUGUGUUAUAUAUCAUGGUCUCCACACGAGAUCGAAUGAAAGUUAUUCUUUGACUUUGUA